AUGUCAGAGCAUCUGCAAUGGAUGAUCCGGCGGAACUGCUCCAGCUUCUUGAUCAAGAGGAGCAAGCAGACGUAUAGCCCCGAGCCCAGUAACCUGAAGGCCCGCAGCUCCUUCCGCUACAACAGGUUCAUUCACCGCCGGACUGUGGGCGUGGAGCCGGCGGCAGACGGCAAAGGGGUCGUGGUGGUCAUGAAGCGGAGAUCCAGCCAGCGAAAGGCAGCCACUUUCUACAUGCGGACCACCAUCAACAAAAACGCCCGGGCGACCCUCAGCAGCAUCCGGCACGUGAUCCGAAAGAACAGGUACCUCCCGGGUUUGCGCAUGGCCGCCAUCCGGCAGGCCUGCGCAGCCAGAAGCCUGUGA
This is a messenger RNA of Eubalaena glacialis (North Atlantic right whale), 363 nucleotides long. Its product is annotated as large ribosomal subunit protein eL28-like. Gene Ontology annotation, molecular function: structural constituent of ribosome. Gene Ontology annotation, biological process: translation. The transcript has a single exon. Lineage: Eukaryota; Metazoa; Chordata; Mammalia; Artiodactyla; Balaenidae. The record is from RefSeq and is a predicted model, not a curated record. Gene Ontology annotation, cellular component: ribosome; cytosolic large ribosomal subunit. The coding region runs from base 1 to 363 and encodes 120 amino acids.